Conger conger (European conger) is the source of this 6539-nucleotide messenger RNA. It is a transcript of the gene ncoa7b, whose product is annotated as nuclear receptor coactivator 7. Gene Ontology annotation, biological process: response to oxidative stress; regulation of transcription by RNA polymerase II. The transcript is spliced from 16 exons. The record is from RefSeq and is a predicted model, not a curated record. The coding region runs from base 267 to 2678 and encodes 803 amino acids. Lineage: Eukaryota; Metazoa; Chordata; Actinopteri; Anguilliformes; Congridae. Gene Ontology annotation, cellular component: nucleus.
AGAACACAACACAGUCGAAUUGUUGCGUUGGGUAAAAGCGGAUGUCUGAGGGAUGCCACAAUCCGCUAUCUAUAUGUUAUUGUAUUGGUUUUAGAUCCAUAUCUUUUCUGGAUAACAUGGCUUACGAGUCUUCUCACAUUGCAUGUCGCGAGUAAGCCUGCUACUGUUCCCUGUAACCUAGAUACGGCAAUGAUUUGUAUCUUUGGAAGACUAAGAACAGAGAGGUAAACAUCUCGACCAAAAAGACUUGAAUCCGCCGGGGUGUGAUGGAGAAGGAGAGGAAGGCAGGGUAUUUUGCCAGGUUGAAGAGGAAGAAGCAGACCAAACAAGGCCAUUCACAGUCAAUGGCAGUGGGUCAGAGCCACUCAAAACCAUCACAAACAGGUCUCCCAAACACCGCCCAAGAUCAGGAGAAGAGAGCGCCCUCUGCAGUUGUCGGCUUGAACACCCCUAGACCAGCGAUCACAUCUGCAGACCUCCAGGGCAAGUCCCAGGAUGAGGGCUGCCCCAGUAGUCCUGUCCUGGACAAUCCAGAUGACAUUGCAAGCUCGAAAUGCCAGAUGAAGAGGGGCAGGAGGAAACCCCCGGGAACGGUUGAAUAUGCGGUGGGGCCCCUGGACACUCUGAACAGCAUCGCGCUGAACUUCAACGUCACCCCGAACAAACUAGUGCAGCUGAACCGUCUCUUCUCCCGCAGUGUGGUCGCAGGGCAGAUUUUGUUUGUCCCCGAUGUUGGCCCAUCAGCACCAGGCCUUGAUAGCGCCGAGCCCAAAACCUCCUCAGAACAGGGUCACAGCAAGCUGCUGGAUAACCCGCUAUGCGGGGAGGUGAAGCCUCUCCACAGGAUGCUCUCCCCAGCGUCGGAAGACGAGGAGCCGGUCACAGUCAAAUUCCUGAAGAUGAGCUGCAGAUACUUCACGGAUGGCAUGGGUGUGGUUGGUGGAGUGAUGAUUGUGACACCCAACAACAUCAUGUUUGACCCACACAAGUCGGACCCCCUAGUGAUCGAGCACGGGUGCGAGGAGUACGGACUCAUAUGCCCCAUGGAAGAAGUGUUGUCCAUCGCACUGUAUGAUGACAUCUCCCGCAUGGAGCUGAAGGACGCGCUGCCAUCAGACCUACCACAGGGUCUGUGUCCCCUGUACAGGCCUGGGACUUGGGGCGACAUGCCCUCAGAGCGAGACCUCAACCCCUUCAGCCGCUUCCAGAGCCCAAACCGGGACAAGCGGCCCAUCGUCCUGGACCACAUCGACGCCAUCGUGACGGAAACGGGCGACCGCGAGGUAGCCGAGAACUCCUCACCAGACGAGGGCUUCACCGAGCUGGAGCCGGAGUCUGGAAGCAACAUGGGGGUAAGCGUGGAGGAGCCUGAGGAGAGCCCUGCACCACAGGGAGGGAAGGAAUCCCAGCCACUAGCAGACCCAAACCAGCCAGAGACGGUGGAGGAGGAGAUGGAGAAGGUACCUGGACAGAACACCCCUGCUGAUAAGAACGUAUCACCAAGCGGGUUUGCUCUUGGGGAAAAUGUCACAGGAACUAAGCAUCCUGGGAAAUGUAACAAAGAAGCAGACCAACCCAAAGACACAGACUCUACAGGGACAGAGAAGCUGCUGAAUGGAGGUACUGAGUGUGCAGAGGCAACAGGAUGCCAGACGGAGUUGAGCCUCAAUGAACAUGCAGCGGAUUCUGGGAAAUGUAGUCCACCGAGACCAAACCAAGCCAUCGAGGAGAUGAACUCUUGGCUGAGGGAGAGGAUGCAGGCACCAAUUGAAGAUAUGCUCCUGAAUAAGGAGGACAAGAGCAAGACUCCGCCGAUGUUCCUGUGCUUCAAGGUUGGCAAGCCUAUGAGGAAGUCCUUUGCCAUUGGCCGAAUGUCAAGCCCCACCCACCAAUAUGGUAGGAGCAGAAAGCAGCCAGAGUAUUGGUUUGCUGUCCCUCAGGAAAGGGUGGACCAACUAUACAACUUCUUCGUCCAGUGGUCUCCAGAUGUGUACGGGAAGGACUCUAGAGAGGCUGGGUUUGUGGUGGUGGAGAAGGAGGAGCUGGACAUGAUUGACAACUUCUUCAGUGACCCCACCCCCAAAGGCUGGGAGAUCAUCACGGUGAACGAGGCGAAGCGGCGUCAGAGCCUGGGGAGCUUUGAGGACGAGGAGCCGCUGGACCUGCUGCCCGUGCUGACCGAUGACAGCCUGCUGCUUCAAGCGGCCCAGAUUGAGAAGCUGGCCUAUCACUUGCCAGCACGCACUCAAGGGUAUCCAUGGCAACUAAUGUACAGCACAGCAGUGCAUGGAACAAGCCUGAAGACACUGUACAGGAACCUGGCUGACCUGGACUGCCCUGUACUGCUUGUCCUUAAGGACAUGGACAACCAGGUUUUUGGGGCAUUCUCGACACACCCGUUCAGAGUCAGUGAGCACUGCUAUGGCACAGGGGAGACCUUCCUGUUCAGCUUCAGCCCAGAGAUUAAGGUCUUCCAAUGGACCGGGGAAAACUCCUACUUCGUGAAGGGAAACACAGAUUCUCUACAGCUGGGAGGAGGGGGGGGUCACUUUGGCUUGUGGUUGGACGCUGACCUGUAUCACGGUUCCAGCUCCACCUGCUCCACCUUCCGCAACCAGCCUCUCUCUGCCGAACAGGACUUCACUGUGCAGGACCUUGAGGUCUGGGCCUUCCAGUAAAUGCCUUUAGUUCUGGGCUAAGACUGUUUCCAGUAAUCCCCACUCACACACACGAAAAGUCCACUUGCUUCUUGUCUAUACCGGUGUCCAGCUCUCGCUUAUCCCAGCAUGCAACAGACCCAAGUUCAAACCACUACAUGCAGAGCAAGGACAAGUCUACUGGAAUGUCACAUUUAAACCCAACAUGGCUUCAGACUGUGAGGAGGAAUUGUUUACAGAAUUAUAUCACAAUUAGCUAAGGGCUGCUUAAUUUCCCGGCAGGUAUAAUCAAUGUAUUCCGCAGCUGGUAAAUGUAAAAUCAGUGGUAAAUGUAAAACUGCUUCUAAAAACAAGUUUGCUCGUAAAUGUAAAAAGAAAAACAGUAAAUGCCAUUAGAAGUGGAAAAAACUGCAUAUUAAAUUAUAGUAUAUGCAUAUUGGGUCACAAAACUUAUAUUGGGUCACAUGAAAAAUGUUCAUUCUUUUGCUUUUAAGUUCCCAUGAAAAACCAAGGCAAGAUUCAUGGAACAUGCGCAGAACUUCAAUUUUGUAUGUAUCACAGGUAUAUCAGAUGAUGAAUGCCCAUUGUUCAGAAAUCGGAUGUUUGUGCCUGUUCAUGUUGAUAAGCAUAAGAAAACAUUCUGGCAAACAUAUCUGUGCAGUCUCUAUAGACGCACCCUCUCCUGAAGGCAUGAUUAACCAAGUAAUCCAAAAGCAGCAAAUACACCAUUGUUGAGCGAUUGGCUUGGCUGCACUCUUGUGGGUCUAUAUUGUGUCAUUAAUUAUCAAUCACUUUCAUAAAUAAACAAAAUUCAUUUCAUGUGUUCCCAACAUGGUUAUAAUCGAGAACUAGGAUGAAAGCUAGGUAUCAAAACAAAUAGCAACCCCACUCCUAAAACUAUGAACAAAAAUAAAAAGAUUUUAAGUCCAAAUUGAAAUGUUAACUAGGUUAUAUAUUUGAGGUUAUUUGAUCAAGUUUAAAUGAAUAGCCUGUUUAUACCUACUAUAAUUGCAUUGAUGGACCUGUUGUUUAUAUGAGGUCUGUACAUACUUUCAUUGACUUUGCAUGAAUAAAACAUUGUAAAUAGUAACCUCUUCUCCAUAUAUGCCUUUGUGCAUGAUUUCAAGUGCAUUUUGAUUGGACAAAAAUGAAACAAAUUCUGAUGAUAAAAAAUUAAAGUUUUCCUGGAAGAUCAAAUACGAUCGUAUGCAUGUUUCACGAAUAAUAUCCAUUAUACCUAUACUUUAAUUGACAUUAAUCAACAUGACCAGCAUUUUUACAUUGAAUGAAAAUGUACACUUUCCUGCCACUUGUUUUACAUUUAGGGUGAGUUUUACAUUUACAAGUUUUACAUUGUGCGAACGUACAAGCAAAUGUAAAAUUGCGGAUUUACAUUUACCAUUAAAAAUGCUUUUUAUAUUUACUGGUUUUACUUUUACAAGCAAAUAUGUUUUUACAGUGAUCAUUGUAUGUUUAUUUUUUAUGUUUUUACUGGUGAACACCAUGGCGUUGACCUGUUUGUGUCAUGGUGUUUGGAUUAUCGAAUUAAGGAACCAAAUAUUUUAUUGUUUCGCUUGUUAUGUUUAUUGCAGUUUUUUGUUAUGUUCACUAAGAUAUACAUGAAAUGUUAUACAAAGUUUUUGUUAUUUUCUUUGCAAAAAGUUAAUUUUGUUUGUCAAUUACACCACCAUAUUUUCAUGGUUCAUUCCCAAACUGAAAUCUAGGGUUGAUUAUUUUGAAUGACUUUAUUUUUAGCAUUUAUAUUUGUCAUGACUGAAAGCUUUUUUGUUUGCGUUUUUCAAAGGGGUUGUGCAAUUUAUUUUUCCACAAAAUGUAUUUUUUAUCAAUUUAGUUUUAUAUUAGCAACAGGGAUUUAAUUAACUUCAGGCCCACCCACUUUUCCCCCAUGUGUCCAAUGGUAACACCCUUCAGGAAAUUGAGGGAAACACUCUUCGGUUAAACCAUCUGAUAAUAUCUCAAUAAUGAGUUUCUGAUUUAUCAUGGAGAAUGUUCUGUUACCAGGAAUAUUCUUUGUUGUAACAAAAUGGAGAAGGCUGAACUUACUUGUGUAUGUCAUCAGUUUACAUAGGGUUUCCACAGUCUUAUCCAAGAAGGGCUAGUGUGGAUGCAGGCCUGUGUGUACCGACUCUAUUGGGAUAAAUUUAGGGAUUUGGUCACUUUCUGUAGCAUAGGUUAGUAUUGUGAUGUUACUGAAAUGUAAUUUCAGUUUACAUUAUUCCUCAUCCAAAGGGGUUGGGGGGGAUGGCAGCAUCACCAGCAUGCACACUGCCUUACACAUAUUUCAGUUAGGUAGUAUGUGAAACCCACAUACUGGCUAAAAACAAAAAACCCACCUAUAGCAUUUUCAUUUAUUUAGUCCGGUUUUUGCUAUUUUUGUGGUUUCCGAAGAGGUCAUGUAUGUGCUGUAUAUGUCUCACUUUCUUGUUGUUGCGACAACUGCCUCCCAGAAAUUCCAGAUACUGAACUGAUACGUUACUGAAGCAUAAGUUAAUUGAGAUGAAUUUGUAGACGACAUCGAGUUUUGAGAUGGGCUUGAGAUGGGCUCUAUGCGAAUGAAUGAUCCACUAAACUGUCCUACCCAAAUUCACUGCCUCAAAUACAGAUGUACAUAAAUGAGAGGAAAGUAAAGUUUUCAGUAUUAACGUCCCUCCUUGCCCUUGGAAAAUUUUUUUAAUGCUUAUGGGGGCAACUGUUCAGAUUUUUGGGCCAUAUAAGUACACAUUCCCUAAGAUACUGGGACAUUUAGAGAUUCUGUGGAAUAAAAGCACCCCCAAGGGGUCUUUGUCCCACCUCUGCUGCUAUGUCCUGUGACAACUUUUAGUUUUUGUUUGAACAUAAAACAUUCUACAGAACAGUGUAACUGCCAUCAUACCAAGAGAGAAGGGAACUUGUGCGUCACAGCAAUCUAAGAUUGAUUGACAGCAAAGCGAUGAAUGGUUUGAAUAGGACUGUCACAAUAAAUAUGUAAUUUGUCAACAAUGCAUUUGCCGACAUUUUUGACUGACCUCAAAUGGUUUAUUUUUACACUUCAGAAAUAGAUAAUGACACCAUAGUGAUAUAGGCAAUGAAGAAUCUUCUUAAGAAGAUACAUAGAUGUAUAUUGACCAAAUCAUGGACAUCCCAUUUUGUGAUCGUUGUCAAUUGCAACGGCAAAAUGGAGUACAUACCUAUAGAGAUUUACACGUUAGCUUUGUUUUAGCUAUAUUUCAACGUUAAGUAGAGCUUCAUUUUGCGUAAGUGCUGUGUGACAAAUUUGGGCUGUCAUUUACUCACCAUUGCUAGAACAUGCUAGCGUGACAAAUUAUUUCACUGAAAACAUGUUCAGUGUUUGUUUGUUCUGCUGUGUUUGGAAUUUAAGGAUCAAAAUCAGAAUUGACGCAUUUUAUUUUGCAGUAACAUGAAAUCUUGAUGAAUAUACAAAUUCAACUCAAGUUCAGCGAAUAUAUUAUAUAUAUAUAUAUAUAUAUAUAUAUAUAUAUAUAUAUUUUUUUUGGACUGAUAUCCCUAGCAUUUAGCUGUUCAUCACAAACAUUCUAUUGGCAUGUCCUGCCCAGCUCCAAUUUCUCACCAUCACCUAUAAGACCUUUUGUCAUGUUUUCAUAGUAAUUGUUAUGUCUUGUCAACUGUAUCUCGCAUCAUUACCAGUUUUAUUUUGCCUCAUAUAAAAUGCAACUUCCUCCAUCUACAAAACAUUUCCAAAUAAUGUGGAAUGUUGUCCAGACUUAAAGUGCACUGUUUUGUUCUAUAUUCCAUAUGUGUGAAGCCAAAACUUAUGUAAUCUGUGGUAUUGCUGAGACUAUAUUUGCGGUGUUGUCCAAAAUAUUUGAAUGUGAAAUAAACUGAAUUAGUGACAAAUUCUAA